Messenger RNA from Owenia fusiformis, 1546 nucleotides. The record is from the annotation of a GenBank genome assembly. NCBI's taxonomy places the organism in Eukaryota, Metazoa, Annelida, Polychaeta, Sabellida, Oweniidae.
AUGGCGGCCGAUACAAAUCAGUGGUCAGAGCUCCUGCCAAUGUUCGACGAUAUACCGGACGAUAUAAGCAGAAUACUUCAAAAGGCAACCGUGGAACCUAGGAAUACUAUCCUAGAAGAGCUAGGUAGCAUUGCUGAGGAGAAUACACUCCGUAGAACACGGGAUAUCAUAUUUGAACUUUCGACACGUAAACUACAAAAAGUGAACAAAAUCUCUAAUGUCGGAGGAUUGAAACUGAAGGCAAGAAAAGCGGAAAGACCUACAGGAUAUUGCAAGGAUAUAUACGAUAUGUUUGUUUACAUCGCUGAUCUGGAUAACACGUUUCCGAGAGGGGUACUAGGUAGCUCAUCGGUGAGUAACAUUGAUAAUAUGAUAUCGUCUGAAACCAUGAACAAUGCUCCGAUGCGUAUGUCUGCAUCCGUUACGCCCAAUGACGCCUCGUCUACGACACAGGCGUGCAACACGUACACUGAAACUGAAUGGGAUGGGAAGGCUUUAUUUACGAAACUCGUACUGAUGCAGCAUCAGUUGCAAGAACUGUCUUUUGAAAAUACAAAAAUAAAGGGCGACAUUAAAAAACUCCAGGGACAAGUCUGUAAAUGUACAUGUACGUGUUCCAAGUCCACUACGAACGAGGUCAGGUUGACAAAGACUAAGGAGCCUAAUCCACCUAAUACCACGUCUAGCAGCAAAGCGACUACUCAUGUUUCUAACACUGAUACCCACUGUGUGAGUGGUGCUAAUAACGACAAAUAUAAUGGGACUAAUAAACCGAUGCAAAACACAAACACGGCGUUUAGGUCUAACUCACUACCAGAUGUAAUGAGCUCCGUCCAGCCAAAGCCCUUCAUGCACUUAGUCACAGCAACCAAUACAAAAGAUGUAAACAAACCCCACAUAUUGAACCAUAACAACGAAGGAACACGCAUUGAGGCCCGUGCCUCCACUCAACCGCCUCCCCCACCUACCCUUUCAUACUCUCAGGUGACAAAGACAUCUAGGCCUGUCGAGCGACACGAUAUGAGACCAACUCGUGAUGUUCCUAGCAGACAGUCAAGCCUCAAGGGCAUCAAACACGAACGGUAUCGUUGGUUGUACCUCGAAAACAUUGCACGAUCUGAGUACGACGACGACGACGCAACCAUACAUCAGAUCCAGUCACAUGCGCAUAUUACUGGAAUCCGAAUUAUGAAACUUAAUGUGAUACAUAACCGAUUUGCAAUCGACAGAGUCGGGUGCAAAAUUGCAGUCUCGGAGUCAUCGGCGGAUAAGGCUCUGGAACCAGUAUCUUGGCCAUACCCGGUGACAUGCAGGGAAUGGGAGCAACGUCCUCGACGAAACGAUAUACCAAGAUACCGAUCCCAGCGACGCAACAACUAUUAUGAUAAUGACAAUUAUGGCGACGACAACGACAACUAUUAGUCAUCAUGUUAUUCACAAAUAUCAUACUCGUUUGUCUAUAUGUUAUCGCAGUAACAGUGUUAAUACCGCAUAACAUGAUGAAUCUUAGGCUUGCACAAUGGAACCUAAAUGGUGCAAACACGGC